This is a messenger RNA of Penicilliopsis zonata CBS 506.65, 6272 nucleotides long. RefSeq lists its product as hypothetical. Gene Ontology annotation, cellular component: cytoplasm. The record is from RefSeq and is a predicted model, not a curated record. Gene Ontology annotation, molecular function: phosphopantetheine binding; catalytic activity. Gene Ontology annotation, biological process: secondary metabolite biosynthetic process; amino acid activation for nonribosomal peptide biosynthetic process. Bases 87 to 6272 code for a protein of 2061 amino acids. NCBI's taxonomy places the organism in Eukaryota, Fungi, Ascomycota, Eurotiomycetes, Eurotiales, Aspergillaceae. The transcript is spliced from 7 exons.
GGCGGGUCCUUUUGUAUGGAUCGACAUCUAUAGAUAGAGUCUAUUCUCAUCCUCGGGGAGGGUGAGGCAGUGUUGACAUCUUCACCAUGGCCAAUCCGUACACGAUCGAUGGCCUCUUCACCGAGACGGUCCACGCAGUCCCCGACUGCCUCGCCGUCGACCAUCCAGACGGCCCCCUCACGUACGCCCAGCUGGAUGGCGUCUCGACGACUCUGGCAGAGACCCUGCAGCAGCGCCACGGCGUAAAACACGGCGCUCUUGUGCUACUUGUGACCGGCCAUGGCAUCCGGAACGUCGUCGCCAUUCUCGCCAUCCUCAAGGCAGGCGGGUGUUAUAUCCCCAUUGACCGGGAGAAGGCCUCACCGGCGGCCCUGGAGGUCAUUCUGGACACUGUCGACGCUGCCCUGCUGCUGAACACGACGCGGGAGGUGUUUACGCAUCCAGACCCGACAGUUCCAGCUCUACACUUGACAGAGAUUCCACAUGGGAAUCCGGCGUCAGGCAUCACCCUCGCUCCCAGCAAUCCCCAAGAUGCAGCCUGCAUCAUCUUCACGAGCGGCAGCACCGGCAAGCCGAAAGGCGUGGUGAUCCCCCAUGAAGCUCUCGCAUACUACGCCAAAUGCGAGCCGUACAACAUGAACGUCCAGCCGGGCGAUCGAGUCUUACACAUUCUGAAUGUUGCCUUUGACGCCUGCUCUUGUAUUCUCUUCUCCACCAUCCUCAACGGAGGCACGCUCGUUCCCUCGUCGGCGGCACACAUGUUCGACCGCGCCGCCACCUGUACCAUCUUCGCCGCCACCCCGUCCAUUCUAGAGACCUUCCCGGCGCCAGACCAGCACCCAGCCCUCCACACGGUGCUUCUGGGCGGCGAGACCCCGUCACCGGCCCUCCUGACCACCUGGUUGGGCGCUGGGAUCCGCGUGCUGAACGGGUACGGCCCGACGGAAGCCGCCUCGGGAGGCGCCAUCCACACCGUGACGGAUCCGGCCCGCAACGCCAUCAUCGGCAUGCCGAUGCCGGAAUCUCCUGUCUUCUUGCUGGAUGCCGAGCUGAAUCCCAUCGUGGAAGACGGUGUCGACGGGGAGAUCGCCAUUGGCGGCCGCAGUCUCGCACAGGGAUACUACAAGGACCCUGUUCGCACGGCGGCCGCGUUCAUCACCCACCACGACGGCCAGCGCUUAUACCGGACCAACGACCAUGCCUGCUGGGUGACUACCGAGACGGGGCGGCGCGUGCUGGAGUUCCGUGGGCGGCACGACCGACAGGUCAAGAACCGCGGGUUCCUCGUCAAUCUGGAGGCGGAUGUCGAGGGCCCGAUUCUGGGUGCCGCGGGGGCAUCGUUUGGUGUCCGCCAGGCACAUGCGACGCUGUAUCGCAAACGCCUGGUGGUGGUGUGCUCGCCGGCGACAGUCGAUGCGGCAGGGUUACAGGCCUCGCUGGCGUCGCAGCUGUGUGCGUUCCGUGUGCCGGACCAGGUGGUUCCCAUCGACUCGCUGCCUCUGUCGCCGAACGGGAAGAUCAUCCCCUCAAGGAUACACGAGAUUCUCGCCGAGAAGGACAGGGUGAAUGCUGCCGAACAGGAGGAAGGGGAUGGCCGCUUCUCGGACCCCAUCACGCAGGCUGUGGCAGAGUGUAUGGCGGCCGUGCUGGAGCGCGACAUCGUCCAUGUCCAAGCUAACUUCUUCGGCCUCGGCGGCCAGUCGCUGGCAGCGUUGAAGCUGGUCUCGCGCUGUCGGGAACGCCGUCUCUCGCUCACCCUGGCGGAUGUGUAUCGCCUGCAGACUGUCGAGGAGAUUGCCCGGCAUUGUCGGGAGCAUCCACAAUCCCUCUGCAAAGAAGGUCAACGAGAGCAAGCAACACAGCAGUCAAAAGAUGAGCAAGAGCCAAUUCAGGCACCUCUGACCCGCCUCCAGCUUGAAUUCAUCCUCCCUACUAUCGAGUCCGACGGCGCCAACACGAAUCAGCUGGUGCUCACGUACAGCAGCCAGGAUGUCGAGGCCAUCACGGCCGCCUGGCAGCAUGUCCACGCCACAGAGCCGGUGUUUUCCACGCAGAUCCGACUCGACAUCGACCAGGGGGUCCAGGCGAUCCAUCCGGGCUCCUCGACGCUGCAUUCGACGUCUUUCACGAACCGGGAGCAGUACCUCCAGGCGGUGCAGUCCGUGCCGAUGGAGGUGGGAUUAGGGAGUCGGCUGGAUCUGAUUCAUUACUCAACACAGGCUUCAGAAGACUCGGAGCUGACCGUCGUCUUGACAAUCCACCAUGCUCUGAUGGAUGGAUACUCGGCCGGUCUUUUGCGUCGUAAAGUCUCGCGCCUCGCCCAGGGAGCCAGUCUGCCGCCUUCGCCUUCAUUCCUGACUGCCGCCCAGAGACUCAUCGCCAUACAGGAGGCGCGAGAUGCCGAGGCGCGCGCCUUUUGGGAGAGAUACCUCGAAGGAUACAGCGAGACAGAGAACGACACCAGGAGUGGCAAAGAAGAGACACUGGCCUUCUCCAUCGACACAUCCAUGGAACAGCUGCAGUGCUUCGCUGCCAAAACACACGUCUCCCUCGCCACGCUGUACUAUACCGCAUGGGCGCUGGCACUGUCUCAGCACGAAGACACCGACGAGAUCCUCGUCGGCGCAGUCUUUGCCGGCCACGAGAUCAUCGCGCCGUCAGCCGUGGAAGCCAUCGGCCCCUUACUAGCCACUCUGCCGCUGCGGGUGCGUCUAUCGGAUCCAGAUCUCUCUGUCGAAGGUCUGCUGCAGCAGACCAUGGCAGGGUUGGCAGAGUGCAGCCAGUACAUCUGGAGCCGACCAGACCAGAUCGCACGGCGGCCACGCAAUCUCCUGGCGAUGCAGUGCGAUCUGCCCGUGGAAGAGGGCGGCAUCGCCCCUGUAUCUGUGGGCGGGCGCGAACGGUCGAGCUUCGGCCUGAACCUGUUAGUUAAAGCCGGGGGGCAAUGCGAACUCUCUGGGCGGUAUCCCCCGGGGACUCUCUGCCGGCUGCGGGAUGCCUUCAAGACAGCCCUACAGGCGUUGCUGGACGAGGACACUGUAGGGGGCUCCCAGUCCCUGGCAGCAUCGGAGUCCCUGGAAUCAAUGCUCGACUAUUCCACAGUGACUGCUGCCUUUGCUGCUGCGGUGGCCCAGUAUGGCUCCUCCGUGGCCGUCGAGGAUACAGUCAACGGCCGGGCAUGCAUCACUUACACUGAGCUGAACCAGCGUGCCGCCUGCGUGGCCUCCAAACUGCGCCGCCAUGCCCCGGCCCUAGCCCCUAAGGCGACUGCUACAGCCCCUACAAACACCCCCGUGGUAGCCAUCUACGCCGACCGGUCCCUGGAGUGGAUUGUCGGCGUGCUGGGCAUCCUCCAGGCCGGGGCGGCGUAUUGUCCGCUGGACCCUGCCUGGCCCGAGGAACGUCGCCAGGCCGUCUGUCGACUUAGCGAGGCGUACGCAAUGCUGGUCCCGCGAGAGGAUCAGUUGGUUCAUGCCCAGGGUGUGGAUGUGCCGGUUAUAGUGAUUGACACUGACAUGCCUAUUGACACUGACAUGCCUAUUGAUACUGACACGCCUAUUGACACCGACACCGACACUGACACUGACACUGACACUCACACUGACACUAUUGAUGAUGCUGUCGACUCGAUGAUGUUUCUGGUCUUCACCUCCGGCACAACAGGACAGCCCAAAGGCGUCCCCGUCAGCCAUAGAGGCUUCCUUGCUCUCCAAUCCAACCCUGUUGCCCGGUUCUUUGUCGAACCAGGCCAUCGCAUCGCCCAGUUCAUGUCCCCCGCCUUUGACUGCUGUGCGAAUGAGAUAUUCUCUGCCCUCCUCCAUGGGGCGACACUGGUGCUCAUGGACCCUGACCAUCCGUACGCGCACCUCAAACACGUCGACAUCGCCAACCUCACACCGUCCGUCUUGGGGGUUCUGGAUGAGACGGAAUAUGGCAACAUCAAGAUUUUGUACUCUUCCGGCGAGGCCGUCACUCCAGGGCUGGUCACUCGAUUCGGACACAAUAGGCUCUUCUACAAUGGAUACGGGCCUGCAGAGUGCUCCGUCUUUGCUUCAUUUACACGUCUCCUCCCCGGAACGCCAGUGACGAUUGGCAACGGCACAGCCACAGUCCGUGUAUACGUCCUGGACGAGCAGAUGCAGCCCACAGCCGACGGGGAGAGCGGCGAGAUCUUCGUGGCGGGCGUGCAGGUCAUGGCCGGCUACGUCGGAGCCCCCCAGGAGACGGCGUACCGGCUGGGAAGCGACCCCUGGCACCCCGGCGAGGCCAUGUUCCGCACAGGCGACUACGGCCGCCGCCAGCCAGACUCCGGCGAGGUGGAAUACAUCGGGCGUGUCGACCGGAUGGUGAAGCUGCGCGGCACGCGCAUCCAGCUGCCCGCCGUGGAGCAGCAUCUGUACGACUGCGACGAGCGCAUCACCCUCGCCGCCGUGGCGGUGUUGAACGACGUGCUCGUCGCCUUCAUCACUCCCGGCGGCGUGGAUGUCGACGCCGUGCGUGCCCGUCUCGCGGGCCACGUCGUGCCCGGCUGGGUGCCGCAGAUCAUGCUCGCCGUCGACGAUCUGCCCAUGACAGUCAACAAGAAGAUCGACUACCGGCAGCUGCCGGCGUUGUUUGCCUCCAAAACGGCCCCUAGGAAUGACUGCGCCGAUAAGCCCUGCCUGCAGGACCCCCUGGAGCUGCAGAUCGCACAGGAAUGGCGCUCCCUGCUCAAGCUCGACGAGGAGGUCCCGCUCUUCGCCGACGACCACUUCUUCCAGCGCGGCGGCCACUCUGUGCUGCAGAUGCUGCUGGCUGCCCGGCUGGCCUCUUUGUUCGGCGUCGACGUCUCCACGCGAGACAUGGUGCUGAACCCCAUGCUGGCCGACCAGGCCAUCCUCAUCCGCCGGCUCCAAGGCUGUUCUGGUGAAAGGGAACAAGAAACACGGCCGGCAGAGGUUGAGGCCGUGCCCUGGACGCAGUGUACGGAGCUGGAGACCUAUGUCUGGGCGCAGUAUCAAGCCGCCACGGCGAGAUCAACCUUCAAUAUCCCCCUCGCGCUCGAGCUCACCGGCGCAGUCGACGUCGUCCGGCUGCAGCGCGCCGUCAACUCGGCGCUGGCGGCGCAUCCCGUGCUGCGAAGCAAUUUCAUCGCCGGUCAAGAAGACGGCGGCGUCCCUCUCCAACGCGUGCUGCGCCGGGAAUCUCCCCGUGUGCAGCUGGUCGACGAUCUGGACCUGACGGCCGAGAUCAACCGGCCGUUCGACCUCGCCGCCGACGAGCUGAUCCGCAUCUACCUGUGCCAGGCGGACCAGCGGGUGAUUCUGCUGAUCAUCACGACGCACGUCCUGACCGACCGCUUGGGGCUCCAGGCUCUCCUGCAAGACGUGACGGCAGCGUAUCUCAACCCGCUCCCCCCGGCCCCCGACACCACCCUCGUCCAUCUGCAGUCGCCCAUCUGGAAGCGGCGCAUCACCGCCGACGAGGCCCAGUUCUGGCGCCAGACAUUGUCGGGGAUCCCCCGCUCGCUGAACCUGCACCGGCGCUCCUCGUCCGCCCGCUUCGAGGGCUCGUCGCACUGGCAGCGUCUCUCGGGCGCACACAUCGCCCGGCUCUCACAGCGCGCGCGCACCCUCGGCGUCACAAAACACCAGGUUGGCCUCGCCGCCGCCGCCCUCGCCCUCUCCUGGCUGACAGGCAGCCCGGACGUCGUGCUCGGGUGUCCCUGGGACAACCGACCGUCCGCCGCCGAACGGGGCUCGGCCGCCCAGUUCCUCGACCGACUGCCUGUUCGCAUCCCGCGCGGGCGAGCAAGUGAUGCCUGCAGCGAGAUCCUCCUUCACGCGCGCCAGGCGAGCCAGAACGCCGUGGCGCAUGCCGUGCGCUUCUCGCAGAUCCUCGAGCUACUAGACCAGCACGAUUCUCCCGGCACAGGCAGGGCACAGCACCAUCCCGUCUUCGAGUGCGUGGUGACCUUCCAUCUGCGCCAUGGCUGGUCCCAGCACCUCUCUCUCCCGGGCUGCACCGUCACCGAGCACCCGCUGGCCGCGCGCGGAGCCAAGUUCCUCCUCGUGCUGGAGUGGACGGAGCUGGCGGACGAGGAGUGGAUGCUGCGCAUUGAAUACGACCACUCGCAGCUGGCGUGGGCGACCAUCGAGGCCCUGAGCGCCGGCAUUCGCGAGAUCGUCGCCGGUCUCGCCGAGGGGGCUUCGCGGGCGGAGAUUCAGGGCCGCUUGGAGGGUUUGGAACGAAGUAAUUACCCUAAUCUAAGCCUUAAUUUCUAUAUAAGAUAG